AUAUCCUACUCUAACUAUCGUAAUAAACAAUACAUAUAAAAACUAAAAAAUAAUAUUUGAGGAAAAUUAUAAUUUAUAAUAUAUCAACAAUUAAAAUAUGAAUUACAUACCAUAAUGAAAUGCGUUUUUGUGAGCCUUAUCAUUGAGACCAUUAUAAUAAUUCAAUCUAGUCAACAUUUUAUACCACCACUGCCGCACUGCGUCGUCGCCGAAAUCUGCAACCACACAAAAGUAAAGGUUUGCGGAGAGGACACUAAGAAGUCCGAACACCGGAUUUUCCAUGACCAAUGUGAUAUGUUCGAGUUAAAUUGCGACGCCGACAGAGAAUUCAAACAAGUUGAUUAUUCAGCUUGUUAUCAACAAACGAGGAACGGAGUGCCUGUGAAUAUUUAUAGCAGUAGAAGAAGAUAUGAUAAAAAGGUAUUGGAGAAAAUGAAAAAGGAAAUGGCGGAAGCUAAAGCCACGGUUACAUUGAAACGUUUUCGGUUAAAGCAUCCAAUAACGCUACCUGUUACUACUGCUACCACUAAUAUUACUGCUGUUACUUCUGGAACGCUAGCUGUUAAUAAUACUUUCAAUAAUAUUACUACUAUUAUUCCUGUAACGCUAACUGUUAAUAAUACUUCCACUAAUAUUACUACUAUUACUCCUGUAAUGAGUAUAUCUACAGUCAUAUUAAAAAAGGAGACUGUAUGGAGAAAUGGAAAAUUGGUUAUGAAAAUAGUAAAAGGCAUGGAGCACGAAAAUCCUCGCAUGUCGAAUGAGUCGAGUGAGUAUCUAAGCGUAACAUCAAAUACUGUUCGAUAGAUUAACGAUAAAUAAAUAAAAUUUCUGUUUCA
Messenger RNA from Leguminivora glycinivorella, 839 nucleotides. RefSeq lists its product as uncharacterized. The transcript has 4 exons. The record is from RefSeq and is a predicted model, not a curated record. The coding region runs from base 115 to 807 and encodes 230 amino acids. NCBI's taxonomy places the organism in Eukaryota, Metazoa, Arthropoda, Insecta, Lepidoptera, Tortricidae.